Messenger RNA from Scomber scombrus (Atlantic mackerel), 5043 nucleotides. It is a transcript of the gene fbxo30a, whose product is annotated as F-box protein 30a. The transcript is spliced from 3 exons. The coding region runs from base 143 to 2362 and encodes 739 amino acids. Gene Ontology annotation, molecular function: ubiquitin protein ligase activity; zinc ion binding; protein binding. The record is from RefSeq and is a predicted model, not a curated record. Lineage: Eukaryota; Metazoa; Chordata; Actinopteri; Scombriformes; Scombridae.
GCUUGUUGAUGUCGACGCAGCUGAUAAAAGUCAAAUAUUAUAUAUAAAAGACGCUCCGGGAGUUGUACGGUUGAUCUCUUUGUCCCCCCCCCCACCCUUUCCCCCUGCCAGAACCAAUUGGGCAAGGAGCAAUCAAGUCAAAAUGGAGAAUCUUCACCCCCAUUGCCUUAAAUGCAUCAACAGAAGAUGCAUGGUAAGACCAGAGACAGGUGUUUCCUGUGACCUCAUUGGCUGCCCCCUCGUCUGCGGGGCGGUUUUCCACUCGUGCAAACUUGAGGAACAUCGUUUACUGUGUCCAUAUGAGCGGCUGCCAUGUUUAAACAGUGGAUUUGGCUGCCCGUUCUCUAUUGCGAGGAUCAAGAUGGCACAACACCUUGAAACUUGCCCGGCAAGUAUAGUGUGUUGUACUAUGGAGUGGAACCGCUGGCCUGUGAGCUACGCUGAUCGCAAGUCCUAUGAAAACUUGAGCAAAGACUUUGAUGAGGUAGAGCAGCUAGAUAUGGCCUUGGCCCUGCAGGAUCAGAGGAUGCUGUUAGAGUCCCUAAAGGUCACAACCACUGUGUCAAAGAACGGAGAUAAGGAGGCAGAUGAAAGUGACAAAAUGGCCACCGCAUCAAGUGUAACAGAGACAGUGCUGGGUAAUGGAGCAGUGGAAAUGGAAGAGGAGCCUUAUAAUGAGUUGUAUAGGGCCUCGGUGGAGACAAGUAGAAGUUUAGCAGCAGCCUUGGACAUCCUCACUAAUUCAAAGGACAUUGAAGUAAUUGUUGGAAAUUUAAACGGGGAACAGACCGAUAAGAAAGGAGCACUCCACAAUGGGGAAAAUGGUGAUUGUCACACUGAUUAUGUGGCUGAAGGUGGGAAGAAUGUAGACAUGCAAGAUAGUGACUCUGAUUCAGAGAGUGAGCUCGGAGCAGUCGGCGGAGUGGAUUGCGCAGUGGGGACGGAUGAAGACGACGGUAUUAGCUGGGUGGAAGAAAAUGAUUUUGUGGAGUUGUUUUUCGAAGAGAAAGGAGACCUUAUCAGCGAGCCAAUAAACGGUUCCAACCUUGUCUGGCCAGAGGUGCCUCAGAAUUACAUGCCUGUUGUAGCGCUGGAACCUCCUGUUCCUCAGCUAGAACCACUUUCACCUCCACUACCACCUCCACUGCCAUUCCUGCUGUCUGAUCACGUGAGAAACAACUUCUUGCAACAUUUGCCCACUGAACUCAGGUAUAGGUGCUUGGAGCGCAAACUACAGAACGUAGAAGUGCUUAGAGGGAUAAGCAUGUUUACAUUUAACGGACGCCGGGCUUUGCUGUCAGACCCGUACUUGUUCAGAGCAAAGAUGGAGGACAAGGCAGUAGACACAUCUGACCUGGAAGUAGCAGACGACCCCAUGGGGCUCCACGGCAUUGAUCUAAUCACUGCUGCGUUGCUUUUUUGCCUUGGCGACUCUCCGGGAGGCAGAGGAAUCUCAGACAGCAGGUUUGUAGAUGGCUACCACAUUGACUUUGGUACACAGACAUUCUCCUUCCCUUCAGCCAUCCUCGCAACCAACACCAUGGUGGGAGAUAUCGCUUCAGCCUCUGCGUGCGAUCACGCCAGCCCGCAGCUUUCCAACCCAAGCCCCUUCCACACCCUCAGACUGGACCUGGUGCUUGAAUGCGUGGCUCGAUACCAAACCAAGCAGCGCUCCAUGUUCACAUUUGUGUGCGGGCAGCUGUUCCGACGGGAUGAGUUCUCAUCUCAUUUCAAAAAUGUUCAUGGGGAUAUCCAUGCUGGACUCAAUGGUUGGAUGGAGCAACGCUGCCCCUUAGCCUAUUACGGCUGCACCUACUCCCAAAGACGAUUCUGCCCGUCCGUACAGGGCUUCCGAAUCAUCCACGACAGGCACCUCGGCUCUUUCGGGGUUCAGCCUGGUCAACCCCCCAAAAAUGGGGUCGUAAAAAACACCUGCCACUUUGGAUCUAAGUGCGAUCAACUCAGCAGUCUUCCAUUUGAGGUGUUGCAACAUGUUGCAAGCUUCCUGGACAGCUUCAGCUUGUGUCAACUGUCCAGAGUGUCCCGCACCAUGAGGGACGUGUGUGCCAGCCUGCUCCAGAUGCGAGGCAUGGUCGUCCUGCUGUGGGAGAAGAAACGGCGCGCUGAUGGGUCUCAUUCAUGGCAGAUCACAGACAAGGUGUGGAGAUUCAGCACAGCUUUCGGUACAGUGAACGAGUGGAAGUUUGCCAACAUUGCCAGCAUGGCCGACCACCUCAAAAAGUGCAAGUUCAAUACGAUUGCCCGUCGGGAAGAGGCGAUCCCUCUGCCGUGCAUGUGUUUCACCAGAGAGCUCACAAAAGAGGGGAGGUGUUUACGUUCGGUUCUCAAACCAGUAGCAUAAGUGAUCCUUUUUUAAUAAGAAGCCAGCUUUUUGACAUUUGAGACCAUCACAACUGAAAUACAGAUGUUUUCCUCCAGUGUUUACAGAUGUUAGUAAUAUCAGUCACUCCCAACCUCAGAAAUACGGAAAACUCCUGGUUGGAAGUCAGAAACCGUUUGUUGUUCUUUGCUUUACAGUGAAAGAAAAACUUCACUCCAAUAAAUAAGACAAAGCCAGUGUGGGGCCGAUUAUUUUUUUCAGCUGAGGCUGACAUGCUGCAAUCACUAAUCAGCACUGUUAUCAAAGGAAAUUGAAGAGCUAGCCUUGUAUCUUCCACUGUGGUGGAUUUAUGAAUACCAGUGUUGUACCCUUAUCUACCCUGACUUUGUGUAAAUAAUCAGAUGUUUUGAUGUAGGAUUUUUUAUUUUUUAUAUCAAAAGUCAGAACUGUGCUACAUUGGAGGUAAGAGUAGAGCCUUAACUCGUGAUACACUUGAUCUUCUAGUCAUGAGGUUGUUCAGAACAUCUCAGUGAGAUUUCUCAGCUGCUUCUAGCUGGAACAGUUUACUGGUAUCUUGCACGGUUUUUAUAUCUUAUCCUGAUACCUAGAGCGACCAUAUGUGUACUGCUUAGAGCUCAUAGAUUUAAUGGCUUUAAUUCUACAUUUUAAGACUGACCAAACAUCUGUUGUAGCUGUGCACAAUGUAUGCCAUUUUUACAGGCUGAAUAUAUUCACUGAGGUUGUUGACUUGUGUUCACCAGCAUAAGCAUGUCACCAUCAUGUGUGGUGUUUUUAAAUGUGUGUUUUUUGUGGUUUGGCACAUGCUGCUGAAGUUAUAUCUGUAACAAUGGUGGUCCAUCUUUUCUUUUCUCUCACUUCUGACUAAUGGGCUGGCGUAUUAGUCAGGUGAGAGGUGAAAUAACACUACUCACCAGCCAAAACCAGGCAGUACAUUUUAGCUGUGAUUGGCUUGUGUUUUGUCUCUUCAACCAGCUACUUUUGACACGAAACCAGCAACUUUUUGUAGGUUCUUUUAUCCAAAAAAGUGUAGCAACUAGUAAAAUAAUGAAUGUAUAACGAAUCAUUGAGUUUAAGAAUCCAUCAGCGACUGUGGUUAGUGAGCACAAAGCUCUGUGUCAGACCUCAAAAAACCCCUGCAGGCCAGGUGUUAAGAAGUAUAACGGGCACACACUUCCCUCCAACUAAUAAGCAGAACUAAUUAUGUUUAUAAUCAUUAUUUAUCAUGGUUGAUUUUUUUUCUUCUCUUUUUCUUGGGCACUACACGUCCACUGUGUUCAAAUGUUGGUGUCUCAGGGUUUUAGCAUGAAGCUUUGUCAGUAGGUGCUGACCAACACUAGCAGAGUGUGUGUGUUUGUGUGUGUGUGUGUGUGUGUGUGUAGUCAACGAAACAGCUGACAGUGACACGUUGACUCGUCAGCUACUUGAUUAUGGUGCGGUCUUAGAGCUGACUGGUGUACCACUCAGUAUUAUUAUAACAUAAUAGUGUGGGUUGCAGUGCUGGACUAACAAAUUACAUCCAGAAAGCAUUCAGAUCCCUUCAUCCUCCCUCAUUUCAUUACGUUGCAGCCUCAUCCAAAAUAUGUUUCAUCUACGCUCAAUACCCCCAUAAUGACAAGGUAAUAACAGGGCUUUAGACAUUUUUUUAAAACUUGAAAUAUCACAGACAUAAAUAAUCAGACCCUUUUACUCAGUACUUAGUUGAAGCACCUUUUGGCAGCGAUUUCAGCCUCGAGGAGUCUUGGGUAUGACGUGACAAGCUUUGCACACCAGGAGUCCAGUCAGCAAAAAAAAAAGCUGUUUGAAUCUUGUUUUAAGUGGAGUGAUCAGGCUUGUUGAACACCUUUUUAAUUAUAGUUUUUAGGUUUUUUUUGGAUUAAGAAAUGUUUUGCUAAAAAUCUGAAAAUGUCACAAAAGAGAAACUGAUUUCGUAUAAGGAGGAAAAAAACUAAUAUUCCUUUGAGAAAAAUGUGUGUUUUUGUUUUGUUUUUUAUAUAUUUGAAGUUUGAUGUAAAGCCCAGGCAAUGUCGGAACUAAACGAUCUUCUUAUUUUGAGAAGACCCAGUCUAUGUUUGAUUUAUUUGUUUUGUUUAUUUUGUACUGGUACUCUUUUUUUUUUUUUUUGUGAAAGAAAAAAAAUCUGCCUCUGUAACGUUGAGAUUUGUAUUUGAUGAUUUGCACAUGAAGGCAUGUACUGUAAAAUUUGAAUCCUAUUGCUGGGGGUUGUCUUUGCUCAAGUAGCAGGAGUUAUACUCCCUCAUGUUUUGCAUGUUUGAGUUUGGUGUCUUUGGAAAAAAAUGUAACAGUCAGUCCAGUUGCAGAGUCAUUUAUACAGUUUAUUUCUCAGGCACAGUUUGUAGGUUUUAGUAAAUUUUCAUAUUGUUACGUUUUUUAAAUCUUAUAUCAGGUUUAAUUCUGUGAAAUGUGUGAGUAGAAGGGGAGAACCUGAGCAUUUAAUCAGUCUUUUGCUCUGAGGUUCAUUCAAUGUUAAGUAAAAUUAAUUUCUGCAGCACAUUUCUUUUGUUGUUUAGUUUUGCAGUCAGUCUUUGCAGACACCUGGAGUGUAUCAACAUUUUUAUCAGCGUUUUAAAUUUUUGUUUUCACUCCUGCUGAAGUGUGUUUUCACCACAAUAUGCCAGCUUCAUUUGUUUGACUUUUGAAGCAUUUUAAUAAAGAGGCUCUCG